Dentiscutata erythropus is the source of this 1650-nucleotide messenger RNA. The record is from the annotation of a GenBank genome assembly. Lineage: Eukaryota; Fungi; Glomeromycota; Glomeromycetes; Diversisporales; Gigasporaceae.
AUGAAAGUUAAACUUAAAAUUCAAAAAGCUCAGGAAGAAGGGAGGCCAUAUUGGUCUUUCGAAUAUUUCCCACCUAAGACUAAUCAAGGUGUUCAAAACCUUUACGAUCGUAUGGAAAGAAUGUAUCGUCUAGGCCCAGAAUUUAUUGACAUUACGUGGAAUGCUGGGGGAACUUCUUCACAAUUAACAAGUGAAAUCGUAUCUACUGCUCAAUCUGUGUAUGGUUUAGAAACUGUCAUGCACCUUACAUGUACGAAUAUGCCUAAAGAAAAGAUUGAUAAGGCCCUCAAGGAUGCCAAGGAUUGUGGUUGUCAGAAUAUUCUUGCUCUUCGUGGUGAUCCACCACGAGGUCAAGUUAAUUGGGAAGCUUGUGAAAAUGGUUUCUCCCAUGCCAUUGAUCUUGUCCGUUAUAUCCGUGCGCAAUAUGGUGAUUAUUUUGGGAUAUGUGUAGCUGGUUAUUGUGAAGGUCAUGUAGAUAAUCCUGACAAAGAAGAUGAUUUGCGCCGCCUCAAAGAGAAGGUAGAUGCGGGAGCAGAUUUUAUUAUAACUCAAGUGUUUUAUGACGUGGAUUUAUUUUUAGUUUGGAUUAAGAAGUGUCGGGCAAUAGGUAUUACUUGCCCCAUUCUUCCUGGACUUUUACCAAUUCAAAAUUACAAUGGAUUUAAUAGAAUUGUAAGUCUUUCAAAGACUAUCGUUCCUAAAUCUGUGAUUGAUGCUUUAGAACCUAUUAAACAUGAUGAUGCUGCUGUAAAAGAAUACGGAAUAAAAUUGGCUGUUGAAAUGAUUAGAAAGAUGUAUGAUAGUGGAAUAAAUGGAUUCCAUUUUUAUACAAUGAAUUUAGAGAGGUCUACAAGAUUAAUAUUAGAAGCCUUGCAAUUUGUCGCUCCCGUAGAAAAAGUGAAACCAUUGCCAUGGUGUCCGUCUCUUUCAGCUAAACGAAUAAAAGAAAAUGUACGUCCUAUAUUUUGGAGAAAUCGUAUCAAAAGUUAUGUUACUCGUACAGAAGCAUGGGAUGAAUUCCCUAAUGGAAGAUGGGGCGAUGCGAGAUCCCCGGCUUUCGGGGAACUUGACGGAUAUGGUGUAUCUCUUAAACAGGCGAAACAAAAUGCUCUUGAAUUAUGGGGAUGUCCCAAUUCUCUGAAUGAUAUUUAUAAUAUAUUUGUGAGAUAUUGUCAUGGUGAGCUAGUUUCCCUGCCUUGGUCCGACCAAUCUCUAGCAGAAGAAACUGAUAUAAUCAAGGAUCAAUUGGCCUAUAUCAAUUCAUUGGGAUAUUUAACUAUUAAUUCACAGCCUGCUGUAAAUGGGGUCCACAGUGAUCAUAAAAUUUUCGGUUGGGGCCCUAAAAAUGGUUACGUGUAUCAAAAGGGCCCCAAUGCCGUCACCUGGGGCGUUUUCCCUGGUAAAGAAAUAAUUCAACCAACUAUCGUUGAAGCUGUAAGCUUUAUGGCCUGGAAGGACGAAGCUUUCGAACUUUGGAAUGAAUGGGCAAAAAUUUAUAGCCCAGAUUCUGUAUCUGCCAAGUUGAUUUCUCAAAUUGCAGAUAAUUGGUAUUUGAUUAAUAUUGUACAUAAUGAUUUCCAUGAUGGUAGUGGCAUCUUUCGCAUUUUUGAACCGGACUGUGUCUCUGAAUUAGCAGAGGCUGAUCGUUAA